GUGCUGGGGUGGCAAAUAAAAAUGUUCCCGCUGGGGGUGUCCGAUUACGUUUUACGACACCUGUUGCGUGUGCUGGUGGUGCCUUUGUAGUGCGAAUACGCUAUGCGCUAGAUGCGGCGAGCGGUCCUGGAGCGCUCGCGCUGGUGGCGGGAGUAGCAGUGAACCACGCUAUCACGGGGUUAAAAGGCGAAUAUACAGCUAGCUCUUCAAGUGGUGGAGGCACAGCUUCUUCCAGCAUGUCGUAUUCAGGAAUCCCGUUUCGCGCAACGUCGUCAACAGGUGUCUUUUCCGGUGCAGGAGCUAGCAGCACGGGCACGAUCGUUUCUUGGGCCUACACCCCUGAUGCGGUGAUCCACGUGGAGGGUGGAGCAACUAAUAUUCUCGAACUUCUGUUCGCGUCUAGUGGGCAGGCAUUGCCUUUCGCAGCCUUUUUCAUAGACCAGAUGGAAAUCGAACCUGUGGUUUUGGCCCUUCGUCCUACGACAGGAGACAUUCUCCUGUUGCAUCCAAAUACAGAACGGAAUGUGCAGGACAAUGCAAUAAUGCGAGGAAGCUUGCAAGCUUUAGUUUCCGGUGGCUCUUCCGAUGCGACUCAGCGAUGUCCGAUCGGCU
Amoebophrya sp. A25 is the source of this 612-nucleotide messenger RNA. NCBI's taxonomy places the organism in Eukaryota, Dinophyceae, Syndiniales, Amoebophryaceae. The record is from the annotation of a GenBank genome assembly.